UUUUUUUUCAUAAUCACAACCAAAUCGAUCUCUUUCCUCUCUUCUUUACCAUAAUCUCUCUACUACACAAAAAUAUUUUCCAUCCUAAAUCAGUAAACAUCCUGUUGUAGAAAGAAAAGAUGACAGUCCUCCAAUCUUCAAGUUUCUUGAGUUCAUGUAGUUCUGCUCCCUCAACUUCAUCUUGUAGUUGUGGAAGAGGAUUGAUAAGAGCGAAUAUUAAUAAUCCAAGAAUUAAAACAAGCAAAACCUCUCUUCCCAUUCUUCAAUCAGUGCAUGAACAAGAGUUGAUUAGCUAUUCAACCAUAUCAAACAACAACCUUGUUGAGAUACAACUUAGCCCAGCUACAAGAAGAAGGCAAAUGGUUAAUGGUCCUGAUCCCCUGGUUAUCAAGAAGCUUUAUGCAAUCAAAGAGGCAGUUGCAGAUAGAGUGGAGAUGCAUAGAAAUAUAGGUGAACAAAGAAGCCAAUGGAACAAUAUGCUGUUGACAUCCAUUAAUGGGAUUACAUUAGCAGCUGCUACAAUGGUUGGAAUUGCAGCUAGCAGUGGUGCUGACGGCGAUUCUGUUUUGGGACUGAAAAUGUCAUCCACUUUGAUGUAUUUGGCUGCUAGUGGCAUGUUGGCGAUCAUCAACAAGAUUCAACCAUCCCAGCUUGCUGAAGAACAAAGAAAUGCAACAAGGCUGUUUCAAGAUCUCCAUAACCAAAUCGAAACAACUUUAUCAAUCGGUCAUCCUUCAGCUAUUGAUGUGAAAGAAACUAUGGACAAAGUCUUGGCUCUUGACAAGGCGUACCCAUUACCUCUACUCGGAGUAAUGCUAGAGAAAUUUCCAUCUUCUGUGGAACCUGCUAUUUGGUGGCCUCAGCAACGUCGAAGACAGCCCAAAAGGGCCAGUGACAGUGAAAACAAUUGGAACGGAUGGAAUGGCAAACAGGAGGAGGAAAUGAGAGAAAUAAUGGGAGUAUUGGGUAGAAAAGACCAAGAAGAAUAUAUUAGGCUAGGGGAAAAGGCCUUGAAACUCAACAAAGUUUUAGCCUUGUCUGGUCCUUUGCUCACAGGCCUAGCAGCGAUUGGCUCUGCAUUUGCUGGUCAUUCUACUCAUGGAUCUUGGGCAGCCAUGCUUGGAAUUGUUGGUGGAGCAUUGGCAAGUGCAGUUAACACAGUAGAGCAUGGUGGACAAAUCGGAAUGGUAUUCGAAAUGUAUAGGAGUAACGCCGGUUUCUUCCAGUACAUGCAAGAAUCUAUUGAAUCUAACUUGACAGAAACAGACGAGGAGAGAAGAGAAAAUGGCGAAGUUUUUGAAAUGAAGGUGGCUUUGAAGUUAGGAAGGAGCUUAUCAGAUCUGAGAAAUCUUGCUGCUUCUUCGUCAUUGAAAGAAGAACAUUUGGAUGAGUUUGCAAGCAAGCUUUUCUGAUGUUGCACACUAAUGUUGUACAUAUAUUUGUAUUAUAAGUAGCGGAACAUAUUCUUUAAUUUUUUUUCAAAUAUACAUUCUUUUACAAAGUUAAUUGGUAGAAAGCAGUGUUGGCUAUUA
Lycium barbarum (goji berry) is the source of this 1532-nucleotide messenger RNA. RefSeq names its product probable F-box protein At4g22030. Bases 120 to 1412 code for a protein of 430 amino acids. The record is from RefSeq and is a predicted model, not a curated record. Lineage: Eukaryota; Viridiplantae; Streptophyta; Magnoliopsida; Solanales; Solanaceae. The transcript has a single exon.